Morone saxatilis (striped sea-bass) is the source of this 5372-nucleotide messenger RNA. RefSeq names its product Janus kinase 1 (gene jak1). Gene Ontology annotation, biological process: tyrosine phosphorylation of STAT protein; cell differentiation; intracellular signal transduction. Bases 279 to 3560 code for a protein of 1093 amino acids. Gene Ontology annotation, cellular component: membrane; cytoskeleton; cytosol. The transcript is spliced from 23 exons. Gene Ontology annotation, molecular function: non-membrane spanning protein tyrosine kinase activity; ATP binding; cytokine receptor binding. The record is from RefSeq and is a predicted model, not a curated record. Lineage: Eukaryota; Metazoa; Chordata; Actinopteri; Moronidae.
AAGGGGACGUAACUUGUCAGGAAGGGUUAGAAAGAACAGAGGUGGACUGCGUCUCCGAUCGAGCCACCAAAUAUCAACAAAUACCGUGGAAUUAACCCAUUUUUCUUCCCUUCUGGAUACUGGAUAUUCUUCUCGGGGAGGUUUUGGAAUAAAACAGCCGACCAGCGAUAGUUAAAAUCCUUCCAGCGAGGAGCUCCAACUUAAGUGAAUCGUCUAAUGUACUAAAACGAAACGGAAGUAACUUGCCAGCUGCCUGGCUAAGCUUUGCUAGUGUCUGAAUGUCAACUCUGUGGGUGAUGGAGUUGAGCAGGCAACUCUGUGGGAAGAUGAGGAGGUCCAGUAGGAAGACCCAAUUCUCGCCAUCUCCUACUUCCGCUUGCGGCCUGGAGAUCCACUUUUACAGAUCGGAUUUGAACCAGCUAGAGUUUGUCAGCGGCUGCUUCACUGGAGAGGAGCUCUGUGUGGAGGCUGCCAAAAAAUGCGCUAUCUCUCCCCUGUGCCAUAACCUAUUUGCCCUGUACAAUGAGACAACUGGCAUGUGGUACCCCCCCAACUAUGAGUUCAAGAUCACAGAUGAAACCAAGCUCAAGUUACACUAUCGCAUGAGGUUUUAUUUCAGAAACUGGCAUGGCACCACUGAAGAAGAGUCUCCAGUUUGGAGACAUUGCAUCAGUAAACUCAAAAGAGGGCAUAGCCCACAGAAGACACCAGAAGGGACGCCCCUACUGGACGCUGCCUCUCUCGACUACCUGUUUUCCCAGGGCCAGCAUGACUUUCAGAAAGGCGUGGUUCCACUGAGGGUGUCCCAGUCAGAGGCAGAGCAGCACGAGAUAGAAAAUGAGUGUUUGGGCAUGGCUGUUCUUGCUAUUACUCACUAUGCCACGGACAUGGAUAUAUCCACUUCCAAUGAAAUCAGCUACAAACGCUUCAUCCCAGAGUCGCUGAACCGCAACAUUAAGCAGCGCAACUUUCUGACACGCAUCCGCAUCAACAACGUCUUCAAGAAAUUCCUCAGUGAAUUCAACCGUCGCACAGUCAGGGACAGCAACAUCACACCGUACGACCUGAAGAUCAAGUACCUAGCCACACUGGAGGGCCUGACCAGUGGACUGGGCAGCGAGGUGUUUGAGCCCACAUCGCUCGGUGUGACGCAGGAAGGGGAUAUCUGCAAUGGAGGUUACUAUGGGUACUACAACCAGAGCCAAGGGCAGAAUCAGAGCAUGGAGACGAGCCAUGACAUGCAGGUCCUUAUUACCGGUACCAAUGGUAUUUCCUGGAGAAAGAAGCCUCCUACAACACCUGUGAUCUCUAAAGAAAAGGCCAAGUCAAAGAAGAACAAACUGGAUGGAAAACAGAAAAAUGACAGAAAGAAAGACACGAGCGAAGGCUGGGUGGUGUUCUGUGACUUCCAUGAGCUUACCCACACUGUCAUCAAAGAGUCAAUAGUCACCAUCUUUAGACAGGACAACAAGAGGAUGGAGUUGCAAAUGGCUUCUAGAGCUGAGGCGUUGUCCUUUGCGGCCCUUGUGGACGGGUACUUCAGGCUGACAGUGGAUGCCCACCACUUCUUGUGCAAGGAGGUGGCCCCUGCUUCAGUGGUGGACAACAUUCACAACGGCUGCCACGGACCCAUCUGUACCGAGUACGCCAUCUACAAGCUGCGUCAGGAGGGCAACGAGGAGGGCACGUACAUUCUGCGCUGGAGCUGCACUGACUACCAGUACAUCAUCAUCACUGUGGUCUGCACUGAGCUGGACCUGAGAGAGUCUCGUCCUGUGCGUCAGUAUAAGAACUUCCAGAUUGAAGUGGGCAGCGAUGGGUUCCGCCUGUACGGCACUGAGACAUUUCGGAAAACUCUCGGGGAGCUGCUGGAACACCUGGAGGGCCAAAGUCUUCGCACUGACAACGUGCACUUCCAGCUGCUGCGCUGCUGCCCUCCACAGCCUCGAGUAGUACGCCUCCUCAUUCCACACAUUGUGCAGUACAACACUGCUGUAUUUACUACUUUGUGCAAUGCUGCAUCACAGCUGGGUGUGCCGCUGUGGGACUGGCUCUUCUUCUGGCAGAAGGUUCCAGAUCAAAUCCCUCUUGAGCCGCACAGGUUCAGACUUCUGAACCCGCUAGUCAUCAGAGAGACUGCACUGGAUCUUCUGAAAUACCCUCCACCCAGAACACGCCUGUGGGGCCAGGACCAGGAGGAUAAAAAGCUGGUCCAUGGCUUUGUGUGUGCUAAAAAUAUCCUGCUGGCCAGGGACGGACUGGGCACCGAUGAAGGAGGGCCUUUCAUCAAGCUUAGUGACCCAGGCAUCCCCAUCACCGUACUCACCAGAGAGGAGUGUGUGCAUCGUAUCCCAUGGAUCGCUCCGGAGUGUGUGAAGAGCACGUCCUCCCUGAGCGUCGCGGCUGACAAGUGGGGCUUUGGUACCACCCUGUGGGAGAUCUGCUAUGAUGGCGAGGUCCCCCUCAAAGAGAAGAAACUCACAGAGAAGGAGAGGUUCUAUGAAACAGAGUGCCAACUGGCCACUCCAGACUGCAAAGAGCUGGCUGAACUGAUGACCCACUGCAUGAACUACGACCCCAAGAAGAGACCUUUCUUCAGGGCUAUCGUCAGAGACAUCGACAUGCUGGAGGAAAAGAAUCCAUCUAUCAAACCCAAGCCUACACCAGAGGUGGACCCAACUGUGUUUGAAAAGAGAUUCCUCCGGAAGGUCCGAGAUCUUGGAGAGGGCCAUUUUGGUAAGGUAGAGCUGUGUCGGUAUGAUCCUCGGGGAGAUAGAACGGGCGAGCUGGUGGCAGUGAAGUCACUAAAGCCGGAGAACCGGGAGGAGCAGAGCACCAACCUCUCGCGUGAGAUCGACAUCCUGAAGGCACUCUACCAUGAAAACAUUGUCAAAUACAAGGGCAUCUGCCAAGAGGAAGGUGGUCAGGCCAUUAAGCUGAUCAUGGAGUACGUUCCACUGGGCAGUUUGAAGGAGUAUCUACCCAGACACAAAAAAGACACCAGCCUCAGCACCCUGCUCAGCUACUCCAUCCAGAUAUGCGAGGGAAUGGAUUAUCUUGGAUCUAAAAAUUACAUCCACCGGGACCUGGCUGCCAGAAAUGUGCUGGUGGAGAACGAGAAGACGGUGAAGAUCGGAGAUUUCGGCCUCACCAAGAGCAUCAAGGACAACGAGGGAUAUUACACUGUCAAAGAUGAAAACGACAGCCCUGUUUUCUGGUAUGCCCCGGAGUGUCUGACGCACUGUAAGUUCUACCUUGCCUCAGACGUUUGGUCCUUCGGGGUCACAAUGUAUGAACUCAUCACCUACUGCGACUCCUCCAAGAGCCCGAUGACGCUCUUCCUCAGUAUGAUUGGUAAGUCUCAAGGUCAGAUGACUGUCAUCCGACUGGUGAAGGUGUUGACAGACGGGAAGAGGUUGCCACGCCCCGAGGGCUGUCCGGAACCUGUGUACGAGCUGAUGCGCAGGUGCUGGGAGCAGUUGCCCGAGAGGAGAAUCACCUUUAAGCGACUCAUCGAGGAGCUGACCAUCAUGCAGCAGCAGCUCCAAAAUGACAUUUAAACCUUUCCAACUGCUUGAGGCUCUGGGACUGAAGUUGACUUUGCAUGCAGACUUGGGACCAGAUGCAAAACUGACCCCAGAUCAGCAUUCGCUUGGUGCAGCUUCACAGUACUGAGAGGAGGACUUGAAGGGUCUGAGCUCGCAUGAAGCCACGCUCCUUCAUACUCACAUAUAAACCUUCCACAACUUUGGUAUAAAGUCUUUACGUCCUACUCAACUAUCAUUUUAGUCUGCCGUAUUUCUACGAUUCCCUAUAUAUAAUAUUCUGAUAAUGUGAGUACUUUGGAUGAAAAUGUUAAUCCUUUUUAAAAUCAUGUAGCCUUAGCCCAAUGCGUAAUGUGACCUUAUAUCUUAUAAAGUUCCAAGUGUACUUCCAAGUGUAUCUAACAGAUUUAACCGUCUGCAUUGCGAGAAAUGUCAAACUCCUGUGGACUCGGCGCUUGUGUAGCGUGCGCCAAAGGCCUUAUAUUUGUGCGGACUCGUGGCCGUUGUCACACUCCCUGAUGGGAAACGAGCUCAGAAAGGAACUGUUUAACGCCUACUUUCACACAGUUUCAAUGGUUGCGUAGGGAUUUUUCUCUGAGGAUGGAAUCGUGUUGAGAAGCGUUUGGAAGGAUGAGAUGAAGAAGAUGGGACACAGGCAUUAACGCAGAUACUGAAGAUGUGGUUUUUCAACGUUUUAUGCCGCUUGUUUCAUGGGGAAAAAAAUCACCUGAUUGUUUUCUUUCAGAGAGCCAUGUAAUGAUCUGUGAUAAAUGUUUGGAUGUUUAUUGUGUGCCAGCAAUCAGUCAGCAAUGUUCCUUUCACUGCGUUCUUAUUGUUUUAGAGUCUGACAAACAGUUUGUCAUUUUCAAGUUAAAAUAGUAAUUGAUUUUAGCUUCUCGUCUGUUGGACUAAACAAGCACUUGGAAGAAAAGAAAAAAAUCACAUCUUUUGCCCUGUGUUGAGCUUUGCGAGGUCCUCUGAUUGUUUGAGGUGAUUCUGUUUAUAAUCUCCUGUUCAUUAAAUAAUGUAAUGGAUCUUUAAUCAGGACCUGUAUGCAUCUGAUUAGUUACGUCUGAAAUAUACAGCACUUGUUAAAACGUGUUAGUUGAGCAGUAAGAGAUUAAGUACCUGGGACAGACACUUGAGGGCAGCAUCACUUCACUUUACCCAGUUUUGUAGAUUGUGUUAAAGCCACAAAUACUUUAUAAAAUGUCUGUUUACUAUUCAUAUGAUGCAAAAAAAGGAGCCAUUUGCCAUUGCUGCGGAUUGUACAUGGAAGGACUGGUAUGGUAUUCACGGUUUGAAGUGAGAAAGAAUAAUCACUGAUUAUUCACUUGGCAUUUUAUGUUCAUUUUUUUCCAAAAAAUAUUAUUUCAUGAUACGUUUCAUAACUAUGUCUGUGCAUUUUAUUUGUAUCUUUUUAUUUUUAAUUCUCCAGUAUGACCCAACAUGUAUAAAUACAAUUUCAUGUGUGUAUGCGAAAUGGUUUGAGCAGAGGGUUUUUUCUGUUUUAAAUUCAUCCGUAGACGUGAGCCGUAAAAUCUCGUUCAGUCAGACGUCAUCACGACUUCCUCAAUGCAACUAAUGUAGCUUUUACCGUGAAUGUUGGCAGAAAGGCAAAACAAAGGGCCGUCAAGAAGACAAAAUUUGCGCUUCAGUCCACAAUUUAUUUAGGAAUGUAAAAGACAAUUCCUUCUGCUCAAAAUAAGAGAAAAGAAAUAUAUAUAUAUUUUCAAAAAAAUAAGACAGAAUGGGUUAUGGAAGGUAAAAGUAUCCAUAAAUACACAAUGAAAAAAUAAAUAAAAUCAAUGUUUGUUGUGUUCUGUC